Erythranthe guttata (spotted monkey flower) is the source of this 767-nucleotide messenger RNA. RefSeq lists its product as uncharacterized. The record is from RefSeq and is a predicted model, not a curated record. NCBI's taxonomy places the organism in Eukaryota, Viridiplantae, Streptophyta, Magnoliopsida, Lamiales, Phrymaceae.
CUUUCUUAGAUUCCGCCGCCACCGCCGCCGCCGCCAUCGCCGCCGCGAGAGAGAAGAGAUGGCUUCUGACUCCUCCAAAAAUCCGAACCGGAUAAUACACAGACAACUCGAAAGAUUGGAGGAGCGGUCCACCGCCGCCGACUCCAAAAAUCCGGCCACGAAAAACCGGAUCAAUACGAUACGCAAACAACUCGAGAAAUUGGAGGAGCAACCAAAUUAUCGCGAGAAGAAUAAGAAUAUCGAUAAGAUACGCACACAAGUCGAUAAAUUGGAGAAAGUCAACCCGGAGGAGAAGAAGUCAAUCAAUAAGAUACGCAGACAGCUUGAAAUUAUGGAAAAGGACAAUUUAUACAAGUUAAAACCUCAGCCUCGUAGGUUAACCUGUGGAGGUCCCAGUCUCGUCUAUGACAAAGAUUCCCCCGACGUUCAAGAUCGAGAUCCCGAAUCAGCAGAACGUCUCAAAAAAUCUGCCAGCAUAGCAAUUGAUUAUUUCAACAAAAAACAUUCGAUAAGAUACAAUGUGGUCGACGUAAUCAGCGCAAACCGACUUAUGUGCUCGGGUUAUAUAUUGUAUUUGAGGUUUACCGCCAAAGUUGAUGGUGUCGAACAAGUCGAUACUUUCAACACAAGUAUUUUCUACGGAAUCGGUGCGACUGAAGUACAGUCUAUUGAAAUUGUCGUUACUUAGCUGCUAUAGGUAAUUAGUAUUUAAAUUCAAUCUUUGCUGACAUUUUUUUCUUUUCUUAAGCUGCUAUAUAUAUAUUUUG